AUGACAACCGACGUGAGGCUCGGUUACCCACCGGCGCUGCAGCAGCAGCAGCUACUGCAUGAAAAUGAAAGCAUUUUGCCUCUAUACACACAGGCUUCUGAAAGUGGCCGGCUUCUCCAACAUCUUCCACUUUUAGCUAACAGAGGCAGCAUCAGAGAUAGCGGUAGUGUGCAGAGAUUGAGAAGUCAGCAUGUAUUCGAAGAUCAGUGUAAACAGCAAAGGUUAGACAAAGUAGAAGUGAUUCAACAUGGCGGAGAUGCACCAACGGGUCUUCUUUCCAGAGAAGGCAGGAGCAGUGGUGAGGGAAAUAAAGAUACAGAGGAGAACCGGAUGAGUCCAGACAUUGCAAUGAAGCAUUAUAUGCAAAGGCUGAGCUCAUUUGAGCACCAUGAAAUAUUCAGCUACCCGGAUGUUUAUUUUGUGGGGCAGAACGCAAAGAAGAAACGAGGAGUAGCAGGAGGAACAAAUAAUCAUGGGUAUGACGACGAUAAUGGAUCAUAUGUCCAUGUUCCGCAUGAUCAUAUUUCGUACCGCUUUGAAGUUCUGAAAGUGAUUGGAAAAGGCAGCUUUGGACAAGUGGUUAAAGCUUAUGAUCAUAAAUAUCAGACUCUUGUAGCUUUAAAAAUGGUGAAAAACGAGAAACGUUUUCACAGACAAGCACAGGAAGAAAUCAGAAUUUUGGAACACUUGAAGAAACAAGAUAAAGAUAAUAAUAUGAACAUCAUACACAUGUUUGAAAAUUUUACAUUCAGAAAUCACAUUUGUAUCACAUUUGAGCUUCUAAGUGUCAAUUUAUAUGAAUUAAUAAAAAGAAAUCGGUUUAAAGGGUUUAGCGUACAGCUGGUUCGUAAGUUUGCACAUUCAAUACUGCUGUGUCUUGAUGCACUUAAUAAGAAUCGAAUUAUACAUUGUGAUUUGAAGCCUGAGAAUAUUCUGUUGAAGCAGCAAGGACGUAGUGGGAUUAAAGUGAUCGACUUUGGCUCUAGUUGUUACGAGCAUCAAAGAGUGUACACGUAUAUUCAGUCACGAUUUUACCGGGCACCAGAAGUAAUAUUAGGAGCUAAAUAUGGCAUGCCAAUCGAUAUGUGGAGCUUAGGUUGUAUUUUGGCAGAACUUGUUUCUGGCUAUCCUUUGUUUCCAGGGGAAGAGGAAGGCGAUCAACUGGCUUGUAUUAUUGAGUUACUUGGCAUGCCUCCACCGCAUCUACUUGAGCAGGCAAAACGAGCCCGUAAUUUCAUCUCAUCCAAAGGUUAUCCACGGUACUGUACAGUGAACACAUUGCCAGACGGCACAGAGAUUUUACAAGGUGGCAACUCACGUAGAGGCAAGCCUCGUGGAUUACCCGGCAGUAAAGAUCUGGUUACGGCACUAAAAGGUUGUGAUGAUCCAUUAUUUUUGAACUUUUUACGUAAAGUUUUGGAUUGGGAUCCUUUGCAGCGACUCACUCCUUCUCAAGCUCUACGCCAUGCAUGGUUAAGGCGACGAACUGCUGUCAGGCGAAACUUUUCCACCAUGCACCUCAUUGUCAUGCCAAAAUAUGAAAAUUGGACAUUGAUCAACGAAAAACCACAUCAAAUAUCUAGUCAGGAUAAUAUGUCCUUUCACCUGAAAACACAGACAAAGUUGCCUCAGAUUGGAUUAACUAUGUAG
Candidula unifasciata is the source of this 1650-nucleotide messenger RNA. NCBI's taxonomy places the organism in Eukaryota, Metazoa, Mollusca, Gastropoda, Stylommatophora, Geomitridae. The record is from the annotation of a GenBank genome assembly.